Klebsormidium nitens is the source of this 2276-nucleotide messenger RNA. The record is from the annotation of a GenBank genome assembly. Lineage: Eukaryota; Viridiplantae; Streptophyta; Klebsormidiophyceae; Klebsormidiales; Klebsormidiaceae.
GUGGUGACUGGUCAGUGACAGUGGUCGCCCUCGAUACAGAGGAAGUGCGGGUGACGCCCGCGUUUUGCGGGAUGCAUUCCUGUUGCUAUAGACAUGAUGCACGGAACCUGUGCUGUUGUGGCGCUGCAAUCUGUGCAUUCCCCUUCUCAAAGGCCUCAAUUGGACGCACUUCUGAGCCUUGCGAUCGUCGCUGUCAGUUGUCUGUGUGCUGCAGAAUUCAGAUGCAUUCCUUCGCUGGAGCUCUCAACACGGCAUGUGGCUCCUUGCUUGAAGAGACCACCAUUUUUGCCGCCUCCCGAGCGCGCACCCGAGUACGCACCAAGGAUAGUAGUCAAUUGGUUAGUACUGCAUUCUACAAGCACAUACAAGCCCCCUCUGGACAUGUUGGACUUCCACUAGACUCGCUCUUGCGGCGCACAAGUCACACUAGCAAAAACCAGUUCACCUCACAGCAAUCACAUUCGGCACCACAAGCAACAAAAGCCAGAAAGCUUCACCAGAGUUUCGCGAUGCAGACGCAAGUUGCGCCCAACCUGGAUAAUUGCCUGCCAGAGAGUGAGCUCUCUGACGAGGAGCUUCUAGGUUCUGACGCCGUUCCUGCCCUGGUCCAAGACGCGCUAAUCUGGUGCAGUCUCCACGGCCUGCUUGUCGGAGAUAAGGAUGGGAAGAACUCGGGGGUGACUCCGGGAGUCGGACUUGUGCACGCACCGGUGUCUUUGUUGCCAACUCCUUUUCCAAGGCCCCUGUUCGAACAAGCGGUUGAGGUUGCGCCCAUCUUCAAUGAGCUGGUUGACAAAGUCAGCCAAGACAGCGAGUUCCUCUUCAGUACGCUGGAAAGGGCAAGGAAGACAGACAGCUUCACAGCGGGUUUGUUGGACAUAUACCGUGCCACUCUGGACAAGGGGAUCAAGGAGGACAUUCGAUUGGGGCUGCAUCGGAGCGACUACAUGCUCGACAAGGCCACCGGGGGCCUGUUGCAGAUUGAGCUGAACACGAUAUCGUCCUCAUUCGCGGCGCUCGGGACGCAAGUCAGCAGGCUCCACAGGCACAUUGUCAACCGCGCCGGGGCCAGAUCGAAGCUGGAGCCUCAAAACGUACCCGAGAACGCGUCCUUCGAGGCUAUGACAGAUGGAAUCGCCGAGGCGUGGAGACAGUACGGAGACGACGAGGCGGUGGUUCUGUUCGUAGUGCAACCGGCGGAGCGCAACAUGUACGACCAGCUGUGGAUGGCGGACCGCUUAUGGGACGCGCACGGGAUUCGCAGCGUGCGCCGAACGCUGACCGAGAUCGAGAAGGACGGGGCGUUGGACGGAGAUCGCACUCUGAGCAUAAGCGGCCAACGGGUGAGCGUGGUUUAUUUCCGGGCCGGCUACACGCCCACCGACUACCCGUCCGACACCGAAUGGCGGGCCCGCCUGCUGAUGGAGGAGUCGUCUGCGGUCAAGUGCCCGAGCAUCUCGUACCACCUGACCGGCGCCAAGAAGAUCCAGCAGGAGCUUGCGCGCCCGGGCGUCCUCGAACGCUUCAUCACGAACGAAAAGGACGCGGCUCUUCUACGGCGCCACUUCGCGGGACUCUGGGCUUUGGAGGGGGAGGGAAGCGAGGAGAUCAUCGAGAAGGCGAUCGCGGAUCCGGAGGGUUUCGUGCUAAAGCCGCAGCGAGAAGGAGGAGGUAACAACAUCUACGGCUCAGAUGUCCCGGCAAAGCUGCAGGAGCUCCAGGGCACGGACGGGCUCGCAGCGUACAUCCUCAUGCAACGAAUCUUCCCGCCAGUGAAGAAGUCGUACCUGCUGAGAGGGGGCGAGUGGAGCCAGCAGGAUACGCUUUCUGAACUGGGCAUCUUUGGGACUUAUUUAAGAAAUGGGGAAAAGGUGGUCAUCAACCAGCCCGCGGGCCAUUUGUUGCGGACGAAAACGGCGUCGUCGAACGAGGGAGGUGUGGCCGCGGGUUACGGGGUGAUCGACAGCCCGUACCUCACAAGCAAGUGAGGCAGCGUCCUUAUGCCAGGUCAGAAGAUACCGAGUUAAGAACACGUAUAUUGCGGACUUGACAAUCAGAGAAACAAAGCGUUGUCCGGCAUUGCAAUGAACAGAAAAACUUGUCUUACUUUGUGGAGGAAAGAUUUAAUACUUACUUGGAGCUACUGGGUGCUUUUCAAUUUAAUCACAGCAGCGUUGGCAGUUUUUCAGUGCAUGCAGACGUGACCUAGUUUUGCUGUGAUUCUGCAUGAUCAAUGCUAUACAGAGAUAAAGCGCCUUGGAAUCAGCAAUGGCACA